AUGGGAGGUAACAGCACAAACAGUACAGGAGCAAAGUGCACUGAUCUUCAAAUGCCAUUUCAGUACACUCUCUAUGCAGCCACCUACAUCCUCAUAAUCAUCCCUGGUCUUCUGGCUAACAGUGUAGCCUUGUGGGUUCUGUGCCGCUUCAUCAGCAAGAAAAAUAAAGCCAUCAUUUUCAUGAUCAACCUCUCUGUGGCUGACCUUGCUCAUGUGCUCUCCUUACCCCUCCGGAUUUACUACUACAUCAGCCACCACUGGCCUUUCCAGAAGACCCUUUGCCUGCUGUGCUUCUACCUGAAAUAUCUCAACAUGUACGCCAGCAUUUGCUUCCUGACCUGCAUCAGCCUUCAGAGGUGCUUCUUUCUCCUGAAGCCCUUCAGGGCCAGAGAUUGGAAGCGUAGGUAUGAUGUGGGCAUCAGUGCUGCCAUCUGGGUCAUCGUGGGCACUGCCUGUUUGCCACUUCCAAUUCUGAGAGGUACUGGCUCAGCCAACGAUACUGAAUCCUGCUUUGCUGAUUUAGGGUUUCAACACAUUAGCAUGGCUUCUUCCAUUGGCAUGGUAACUGUAGCUGAACUUGGAGGAUUUAUAUUACCUGCUAUGAUUAUUACUUAUUGUACAUGGAAAACAAGAAAAUCUUUACGGGAAUUCCAAGUUCCUCCUCAGAAUACCAAAGAGAGAAAAAAAGCUUUGUGGAUGGUCCUGAUGUGUGCAGUGGUAUUCAUUGUGUGCUUUGCCCCUUACCACCUCAACUUCCCACUUUUUAUGAUGAUGAAGCAACAUAUCUUUUCAAACUGCUACUUUAUCAAGAGUAUUCUAUGUUUCCACAUAAUUUCCUUGUGUCUUGCAAAUCUGAAUUGCUGUCUUGAUCCAGUUGUGUAUUAUUUUAUGACCUCAGAAUUUCGUGAUAGAUUUUCACAACGUGGCCUGGUUUUUCAGUCAUGUGUGAGAUACAAUGACAGUGUUUAGGAGAUUCAUCACAAGAAGGGAGAUCUUCAAAUUAUCUCCCUCGAAUUUUGGAUGAUUCCAGGACAACAUAAUCAAACAAUUAGCAAGAAUGAUCUAUAUGCUCUGUCAGUUUAGCUAUGUCACCUUGAAUAUUUUUUCCUAAAUUGAUAUUAUUGACUGCCUUAACAAAACAUGGACCCCUUCCCUUUAUUCUCCAAAUUACUCUUUUGAAGGAGCUACUCAUGCCUAUAUGUUCUGUCUAAAUGGAAACAAUUUUUUCUAUGCAGCACACGAGAAAACAUUUUUCUUUACAGAAAGUAAUACGCAACUGAAUGAAUUGCCCAACUGUUCCUCAGCAAUGGGUGUAGUCUUUUCACCUUCUCCUACAAAAAACAAACAAGAAAAAAA
Myotis davidii is the source of this 1356-nucleotide messenger RNA. Its product is annotated as putative P2Y purinoceptor 10. Bases 1 to 969 code for a protein of 322 amino acids. Gene Ontology annotation, biological process: phospholipase C-activating G protein-coupled receptor signaling pathway; positive regulation of Rho protein signal transduction. Gene Ontology annotation, molecular function: G protein-coupled receptor activity. The transcript has a single exon. The record is from RefSeq and is a predicted model, not a curated record. Gene Ontology annotation, cellular component: membrane. NCBI's taxonomy places the organism in Eukaryota, Metazoa, Chordata, Mammalia, Chiroptera, Vespertilionidae.